Podarcis raffonei (Aeolian wall lizard) is the source of this 1925-nucleotide messenger RNA. RefSeq names its product zinc finger protein 501-like. The record is from RefSeq and is a predicted model, not a curated record. The coding region runs from base 382 to 1743 and encodes 453 amino acids. Gene Ontology annotation, biological process: regulation of transcription by RNA polymerase II. Gene Ontology annotation, molecular function: DNA-binding transcription factor activity; RNA polymerase II cis-regulatory region sequence-specific DNA binding. The transcript has 3 exons. NCBI's taxonomy places the organism in Eukaryota, Metazoa, Chordata, Lepidosauria, Squamata, Lacertidae.
AAAAGAAGUAAACAGCGCAGGGCAUUUUCCUCUUCCGCCUCCCGCUUCUCUCCCUCGCGCUGUGCUGCGAAAAAGACUUUAGGUCUGGAGCGUCUGCUGCCGGUUGCAUUCCUGGCUGCGGGUGCAAUGCAAAUAAAAAAGACCGUGUGGAGCAGGUUUUUAAUCACGUGUGCACGCUGCCUUUGGAUGGCUUGUCCCGAAAAGCAGCAAAGGAAUACUUGAAAUAAAAUAAUAAAAUAAAGAGAGCAAAAACAAGGGUGGGGUGAUAACAUGGAUAAGGUGAUGACUUAGACAAGCAGGAGGAAGAUCUUUCACUAGAAAGGUGUGAGCUUCCCUAUCCUAUUAUCAUCCAAAAGUGGCAGAAGUUCUGGGGUUGAAGAGAUGCCUGGAAGUCAACAGGGACAAGAAGGACAACCUGAAAAGGCAACAGAAGGAGCUUUCCUUUGUGAAGAUGGAGAUAGUAGUUUAAAUGAAAGUACAUUCCAAGAAGGAAUCCUCAUAAGUAAAGGGGGAAAUAUGGGCACAGACUGUGGAAAAAGCCUCCAUCAGAGCUUUGAGUUUCUUGAGGAUGACAGUGUGAAGAGAGGGGGACAUCAAUAUAAAUGCUCAUCGUGCUGGGAAACUUUCCAUGACAGAACCCACUUGGAUGCACAUGAGAGAAUCCACACAGGAGAUAAACCAUACGAAUGCACAGAUUGUGGGAAAAGCUUUAGCACAAGCUAUGGGUUUAUUGAUCAUAUAAGAGUACACACAGAGGAGAAACCAUAUAUGUGUUCAGACUGCGGUCAGCGCUUCCAUCUGAAAUCAAACCUUACUGCACACAAAAGAACCCACACAGCAGAGAACCCCUACGAGUGCUCUGAAUGCGGGCAAAGCUUUGGUAAGAAAUCACAUCUUGUCACGCACGAGAGGACCCACACUGGAGAGAAACCCUAUCAGUGCUCAGAUUGUGGGAAGAGCUUUAGCCAGAAAGGAAACCUCGUUUCCCACAUGAGGAUCCACACAGGGGAGAAGCCGUAUAAAUGUUCACAGUGUGGCAAAUGCUUCUCUCAUUGCACUUCGCUGAUGAUGCAUGUGAGAACUCACACAGGCGAGAAACCUUACAAAUGCUCCAUCUGUGAAAAAAGCUUUGUCAACAAGGGAAACCUUGUUUCACAUGUGAGAAUCCACACAGGGGAAAAGCCCUAUGAAUGCAGAGAUUGUGGGAAAAGCUUUAGCACCAGCUUUCAGUUUAUAGAGCAUAAAAGGCUACACACGGGGGAGAAACCCUACAUGUGCUCAGACUGUGGGCAAAGCUUCAAUUCAAAAUCAAACCUUAUCACACACAAGAGAACCCACACAGGAGAGAAGCCCUACCAGUGUACUGUGUGUGGGAAAGGCUUCCGGGUUAAAUCAUCCCUUACUAAACAUGUGAGAAUCCAUACAGGGGAGAAGCCCUACGAAUGUCCUGAGUGCGGGAAAAGCUUCAACACUAGCUCCCUGCUUGUGAAUCACAAAAGGGUUCAUACAGGAGAGAAGCCGUAUAAAUGCUCAGGAUGCGGGAGAAGCUUCCGUCAGAAAGGAAACCUUGUUUCACAUAUGAGAAUCCAUACAGGGGAGAAGCCAUACCGGUGUUCUGACUGUGAUAAAAGCUUCAUUGAUAAAAAGUCGCUUAUUAAGCACAAGAGAACUCAUACAGGAGAGAAAGCUUACGAUUGUAAAGAUGGUGGGCAACUCUUCAGGUGCAACUCAGUGCUUUCGUAGCACAGUAUAAUUCACUGGGCCUGACUGGACAAAGCCUCUCCUUGGACUGACCUACAAAUGCAUGGGGGGAGACGGAGACUGCAGAAUUGGUGCUUUCUCACUGACUCAGCAUUUCUUCCCCACCUCUGGCAUCACCAGACGUCCGCAUGGGACCAUAUAUUGAAAUAUGGAUGUGUACUUGG